Molecule: messenger RNA, 5075 nt
Organism: Aphis gossypii (cotton aphid)
Lineage: Eukaryota; Metazoa; Arthropoda; Insecta; Hemiptera; Aphididae
Exons: 24
Coding region: 588-4340 (1250 amino acids)
Source: RefSeq, a predicted model, not a curated record
AGUAUAAAAUAUAUCAAUCUUUAGUUGUUGUUUUUUUUUUAUUUAUUUAUAUAUAUAUCAAUACAGUUAUCAGUUAAGACAACAAACAAGAACAAAGUACAAACUUUCAAUACCUAAACUUUGACAAUCGACAAUGAGCACUCUUAUAGUCAUAAUAUGACAUAAUUAUUACGAUUUAUGAUGAUUUCUAUUCUAUACAGAAGUCGAUUUAGCGAUCAUUUGGUAUGUUAUGUUUGAUAAUUCAAAAAUUUUUUUUUUAAAUAUUGUGCUCUCUGUGUGUUUAAUUUGCGGUAUUAUUCAUCACAUUUUUAUUCCACAUUCUCACCAUAUUUCACAUCUGGAAAAGCAAUUACCAUCAAUACCAUCUAUAGUACACCUCUGUCUCUGUGAAACCAAUUUAUUUUCCAAUGUCUUCUUCUAAUGAUAACUUAGGUUCAAUUAUAAGUGCACAACGUCGAGAUGACAAGCUUGAUUAAAUACUGUAGAUUCUAGUUUAGAAUUUAAACUAACUACAGUAUUUGGCCUAAUAAAUGAAGUUAAAAAGUUAUUAGUGUAAUUUGACUUAAUUUAACUGUCAACUAAUUGAAAUGUCUUUUUUGCCAGAGAAAGAGCCUUUAAAGUUUGAUGUAAAUCUUUGUGGAGCUCCUGAGGAGAUAGUUCACUUAGUGGAUAAUAUUAAAAAAGUAGGAGAACAAUUUUUAUAUCAUUGGAAAACAUUCCCUAUAAUUUUACCACCAACAGCUAUUACAACAAAAUGUCAAAUAAAUGGAAAUGAUUCAGCAUAUGGGCCAGGUGCAGAAUCAAAUUGUACCUUGGCAAGGCGAACCAUAACAUCUAUUCGUUCCAUCAAUUGUCGAGAUUUAUUUGUUCCGCCAUCUUUUGACGAAUUAGAUGCAGUGGCUGUAAAUACCAAAGGUGAACCUAGGCAUCUAAAUAGCAAACAACUAGAAUCUUUACGUGAACGCGGUCUGGACAAGGAUAUACAUGGAAAGCCAAAGAAGUUGAAUUCAAAACAAUUGGAUACUAUACGUAAAUUAGGAGAAUUUGAAGUGGCUAGUAUUAACUUUGUUGGCCAAACACACAAAUGGAGAUUAACAGAAUGGUUACAAAAAGGAACAGAAAGAAAUCGGGAAACACUACUAGAUGAUUUAGCUUUUGCUUUACAAUUUUUGUUAGUGACUGCAAGAGCUAGGCUAUUUUCACAUUUUUUUAGCAUUGCAGAAUCUAUAAAAGCUAUACUAACUGGUGUGAUAAAAUUAAUUGAUAUAAUAUUUGGAGUACCUUCUUUACAAGCACAUAAUUUACCAGAAAAAAUAAGAGAAGAACGAUGCCGUUAUUUGGUUGCCGAAUUAAUUUGUCGACCUGAAUUAGAGCAUGCCUUGGAACAUUUAAUAAGUUUUGUUCGAAAACAGUUGCGAAGAGCCGCUACAGAAAAAUUUGAACCAUCAAAAGAAGCAAUGUGUCCUCAGAUUCCUAUUCCUUAUCAGUUUUUGACUCCAAAACGUGAAGAAAUUGAUUUGAGGCUUUUUGAUAGAGAUAUAAUGAAAAAAGCAUUACCUGUGAUAAUGGGGUUGUUAGAACGUGAAACACGAGGUUGGUUUCUACAUUUUAGAGAAAAACUUAUUUAUGAAUUAAAAACACAAAAGUUAUCAGAUGAAGAGAUUGAAAAAGCGGUUAAUGAAGCUGUAAUGAAAGAGUAUUUGCAACGUGUAUACAAAAGUAUAGUUAAUAAUGUAGAACUGCAGAUGUUGGGUGAUGGAAUUCCUAAUCUUUUGAUCAACCAAGCACAAUGCAUUGUUCUUAUGCACCGAGCUGUUGAAAAUGUACAAAGGAAAAUAAUUAAACAAAAAAACACACUAUCUCAAAGAAUGCAAUACACUUAUCCUGUAUUAUCACGUAUUGGCCCUUGGAUGAGAGAUAAACAAACCAUUGCUGAGGAAAAAUUUAUUCAAGAAUGUCAAUGGAGUGCUCAUGAAGAAGCAUUAACUCUUUGUAAAGAAUAUAAAUUACAUCAAGCUGUUUAUUUUUUACAAAGAGAUUUGGCUUUUAUGAGAGAAAGAGAACCAGUUUUAUCAAAAGAGCUUAAAGCUGUUAAAAUUCCAACUAGAACUUUUAAUUGGUUAACACAAAUUUGGCUUCCAAAGAAUUGGAUUGUACGAAGAUCAUUCCAAGGUCAAUCAGAAAUAAUACCAACUGUAUUAAGUUCAACAGCAACAGCUAUAACAACACCUAGGUCUAAUCCCAGUCAAGCUGUAUUUUUGGUUGAAAAAGAAAUUACCCACACAACCACCACAAGAUGGCCAUUCUGGAGAGUUAUUAACUUCCUAUAUCGUACUUGGACAUGGACAUGGAAUGCUAUGUUUUUCUUUGGUGUGGUUAUACCGUGGUGUAGUCCUGUUAGUGUACGUUCUUUGUUUUAUUCAGAAUCUUUUUAUCCAGAUUUAGAAUUAUCUCAAGUAAAUGGUACAUUAUUUCCUAGAAAAUCAUCACUCACUUCAACGCUCAUAUCUAGAUUAAAUUUACUUUGGCGGCACAUAUCAAAAAGUCGAACUCAUUUUGAAACAAAACCUGAUACAGGGUUUAUUGGUAAAGGAAUGACAAGACACUUAAAUCGAGCUUGGAACUAUGUAAUCAAAGGUAUAUUGGGCACUUUAGCUAUGUUAAUUGUAUUUCCAAUUAUAUGUCUCUCUGCAAGUUUUGGAAGUCUUAUGGUGGCAUUAACUGGUCCAUUAUGGAUGCCUUUGGUUACAUUAUUAUUACAUGUGUUCAAUGGGUUAAUUUAUGAUUUGGACUCUCCUGCUGAAUGGAAAAACAGAUAUUUUGUUGUGAUUGAAGCAGUAGUGUGGAAUAUGUUUUUUCAGGGCAUUUUACAACCAUUGAUAGCGUGUUUAAUUGCUUUUAUAUUUUGUCCAAUUGUUACAGUAAUCUUAUUUAUCGUUGCUCUAUUGAGAUAUUGGUUUCGCUUAGCAUGGGAUAGUAUAAUAUAUCAUUUGGUGAUUAAAAAACGUGGACGAAUACCAGCAUGUGAUAGUUUCAUCGUCAAACGUGUUGCUGGUCCAGGUAUGGCAUCAGAUUAUUACUUUCAAAUUCGUCCUGAACAAGCUUUAGCUGCCUUUGAGGCUAAAAUGGAGUUGGAUGAACUUAAUGCAUAUCAAAAUCUUAUGGAGCAAAAAAUUCAACAACCUCAAAAAGAUUUUGCUCGCUUUGUUGAUGUGUGUUUUGGACCAUUUAGUGCACAUUUAGCCAAAAAUGGAGCUUAUCGAGUGCUGGAAAAAGAAGCACAAGAUUUGAUGACAGCACUUCAAGAUAAAUUAGAAAGAAGAUUACGAGAACUUCAAUCUGGUUUAUCAACCACUCUAAAAUCAAAAAUUAGAUUAACCUCAAAGGAUCUUAAAGUUACAGUUGCUUUAGCAUCAAAAAUGUUGGAAUAUUGGUAUCCUCAACAUGUAAUGCAAAAGUUGUCGAUUAGUGAAGAAGAAUUUUGGGAAUCUAAAGGUCUUUCAGUAAAUGAUUGGUCCGCUCUUGCUGUUGUAUUUCUUACAGAUAUAUUUAGUUUAGAUUUUCUUACACCAUUGGAUGAUGCAGAUACUAAAUUUAAAUUAGAAGCUGAACAGAGUGUAGAUUUAUCACGUUUUUAUAAUGCUGUUCAAAGUAUUAAUAUUGAUGGCCAAUGCUCAGAAAUGUUGGGCCCGUUAUAUUCGUCACGUGGAAACAUUCAAAUCCAAUCUCCAUACUUAGAAAUUUCAGCUUUUAAUCCUCGAUCAAAAUUACUACAUUGCAAAUUCAAAAAAUUAGAUAGUGCUUGCAAUAGUAUUACGUACACAAUGUUAUUAGGCGGUCGUUUUAAAACUGGUACUCGCAAACACAAAGCAUACUUAAAAACUAAUUCUAUGCCAUCUCAACGUAACAAAUCUCGGCCAUGGAAACGAAUACAACAGACAUAUAUGGCAGAUAAAAUGUGCAUACCAUUACCUGUUCCUCAUCCAGCCCAUAUAGCAUUAAUAAUAUACAACCGGGAUUCUGAAUCUCCCAUUCCUUUAGAAUCUGAAAACUGCAUUGGAAUUUUAAGAGCCUUAGAAGAUCGAACAUCUGAUCCUACUUCAACUGAUUAUAUUCCAGCUAGUAGUUUUGAUAGUGCAGAUUCUCGUAGUUCACUGACAUCAGAAAGUGUCGAACCAGAAGAACAAAAUGUUAAUGUAUAUAACUGGCAACGUGAUGAUUGGAUGUUGCGAACGAGACAGACUGGAGCUGUACGGGUAGAAUUAGCAUCACCUGAAGACAUAAGUCUUGAUUCUGAGUCUACGAGAGUUGUGUUUGGUACAUUAGGAACAACUGUAUGACUGAAUUAGUUUAUACAUAGAUAAAUUAUAUCCAUGACAAAUAAUGCAAUAAAAAUAAGUACUUAUAUUAAUUUAAAAUAUACACCAAAUAGUUAAUUAUAACAAUGCAACAAAAAUUAGUAUCUACUUAUUUAAAUUUAUACUGAAUUAUAAAAGAAAAUUCGUAAUAAUCAAAUGAUUUAAUAAAUAAUAUGUAUAUAGAUGUAUAAUUUUUCUUAUUUAUUAUAAAUCUCCUCGCAUUUUUUUAAUACCUAAAGUUAAUUAAAGUAUAAUAUCUACUUCUAAAUAAUUAUCUAGUCAUUGUAAUCUGUGUUUCAAUAUUUAGUUUUCUUUUAUAUUAAUAUUUUUUCUCAUUGGCAAAACUCUUAAAACUAAUAAAAUAAAAUAUUAAUACAUUAAUCUUUAUCUUUUAUUACUUGUUAUACUUAAUUUUAAAGUCUUCUGUUUUCUUUUUUCUUUGUGUUUGUGCCAAAGAUGUGUUUUCUCAGCUUAUAUAAAUUUAUGUUAUACUAUAAUAUAAUAUGUAUGCUUAUUGUAAUUUACUUUGACUUAUGUGUAUUUUUUUAUUAUUUUACAUUGGUAUAGUUUAUUUUUAUUUUUUUAUUCAAAUAUUUAUUUAAUACUCUAGAAAUGUUAAUCUUAACAUAAUAUUUAUGUUUUAUAGAUUAUUAUCAUUAUAAUAUGUUUAUGCUUAAUUUUUUUAUUUAAAAAAAAAAAAAAUUAAUAUUAUUUAUA